AUGUCCAUUGCUAUUGUGGGAAUGGCCUUCCGCGGCCCCGGCGAUGCCCGCGAUGUCCGCGGCCUGUACGAGAUGGUCGCCCAGGGCCGCGAGGCGUGGAGUGAGAUCCCCGCGCAGCGCUGGAAUGCAAAGGCCUUUUACCAUCCAGACCACUCGCGAUAUGGCCAGAUCAACGUCCCUGGGGGCCACUUUAUGUCUGAGGAUGUCAUGGCCUUUGAUGCUCCUUUCUUCAACCUGACCGCAGAUGAAGCAGAGGCGAUGGACCCCCAGCAGCGUCUGCUAUUAGAAGUCACCUACCAAGCAUUCGAGAACGCUGGAAUCCCGCUCCAUCGAAUGGCCAAAACACCCACUUCGUGCUUUGUGGCCUCUUUCUGCGGCGACUAUACCGACCUGCUGCUACGCGACCCGGAAGCCAUCCCCAUGUACCAGUGCACGAACGCCGGGCAGAGCCGCGCGAUGGUCGCCAACCGGCUCUCGUAUUUCUUCGACCUGCGCGGGCCCAGCGUCACGGUCGACACGGCCUGCUCGGGCAGUCUGGUCGCCCUGCAUCUGGCGUGCCAGAGCCUCCGCAGCGGCGAGGCCACUGCUGCCGUCGCGGCGGGCGUCAAUCUCAUCCUCAGCCAUGAGUUCAUGUCGACCAUGAGCAUGAUGAAGUUCCUCUCCCCCUCUGGGCGUUGCUAUACCUUUGACGACCGAGCAUCAGGGUACGCCCGCGGGGAAGCCAUCGCCACUCUCGUGCUGAAACCGCUGGAGCUGGCCCUGCGCGACGGCGAUCCCAUCCGGGCCAUCAUCCGCGGCUCGGGAUCCAACCAGGACGGCCGCACGGCAGGGAUCACCCUGCCGAGUGGCGAGGCCCAGGAAUCCCUGAUCCGGAGCGUGUACGACACCGCCCGUCUGGAUCCCCGGCAGACGGCGUUUGUCGAGGCGCACGGCACAGGCACUCCCGCGGGGGACCCGAUCGAGACGGGGGCAAUUGCCCGGGUGUUUUGUCUGGGUGAUUCCCCCCGUGAGGAGCCCCUCCGCAUCGGCUCUGUGAAGACAAACGUCGGCCAUCUCGAGGGUGCCAGUGGGCUGGCGGGUGUGAUCAAGGCGGUUCUCAUGCUGGAACAGGGCGUCUUCCUCCCUGGGCGGAAUUUCGAAACCGUCAAUCCUAAAAUCGACCUGGAGAAAUGGAACUUGAGGGUCCAAACAACGGUGGAACCGUGGACGGCUCCCCUCCGGCGCGUGUCGGUCAAUAGCUUCGGAUACGGGGGCAGCAACGCCCAUGUCAUCUUGGAAAACUACCCCGCGCCGUUUUGCCAGUGCAAGGACGUCCUGCUGGAGAAACCAUCGCCGAAACUCUUCAUCUUGUCCGGCUUCGACGAGACAGCCUGCCGAGGGAAUGCUGCCCGUCUGGCAGAGUAUCUCACCGACCACCCGGUUGAUCUGGACCGACUGGCCAACACGAUCAACCACCAUCGCACGCUGUUUCCAUUCCGCACGGCGGCCGUGGGAUCUUCAGCGGAAGAGCUGGCAGCCACCCUGUCGUCGUCGUCGUCGAAACCUGUUCGUGCGCUCUCCCGCCCUCCCGUUCUCGGCUUCGUCUUUACCGGGCAGGGCGCCCAGUGGGCGGGGAUGGGACAAGCACUGCAUGGAUAUCGAGUGUUUAGAGAGAGCAUCGACCAGAUUGAUCGUGAGUUGGCCUUGAUGGGGGCAGAAUUCACAAUCAAAGAAAUCCUCCGCGGUGACCACGACGUGAAUACCCCCCUGUACAGCCAAGCAGCGUGCACUGCGCUGCAGAUCGCUCUGGUAGACCUGCUGGCCUCGUGGGCCAUCACCCCCGCCGCCGUGACAGGCCACUCCAGCGGCGAGAUCGCUGCCGCCUACGCUGCGAGGGCACUCGGGCGGCGCGACGCAAUGGCUGUGGCGUACCACCGGGGCCGCUGUGCUGCGCGUCUCACUCAAGAUACGACGGUGCAGGGCGGGAUGAUGGCGGUCGGGCUGGGCGUGGAUGCCGUCGAACAGUACCUGGCCGCUUACUCUGGACGGGUGAUCGUUGCCUGCGUCAACAGCCCUGUCAGCGUGACGGUGUCGGGGGACUCGGAUGCGAUCUCCCAGCUGGACGAGACGUUGGAGAAGGACAAUAUCUUCCAUCGGCGUCUGGCAGUCUCGGUGGCGUACCAUUCCCACCAUAUGCGGCGGGUGGAAGACGAAUACCGCGCGUCUCUGGAGGACAUCACUCUGCUUCCCUCUUCUUCGACUUCUCCGGUUCUCUUCUUCUCCUCCGUCACAGGGGAGGAAAUGGGUCUCGACCAGCUCGGCGUGGAGUACUGGGUAUCCAAUCUGGUCGGACAGGUCCGCUUUGCCCCGUCUCUGGCGCAGCUGUGUCUGGGCCGACAAGACAAACGGAAGAAGAGAAUGAAGAAAGGAACGGCCGUCGAGGGACUGGUAGAGGUUGGCCCGCAUUCUGCCCUGGCCGGUCCCAUCCAGCAGAUCCUGCGUGGAGAUCCACGUCUGACUGAGAUCUUCUAUACGAGCGUGUUGGUCCGCAAGGAGGACGCCAUCUACUCUGCUCUGCGCAUGGCAGGGACUCUGUUCGCCAGGGGGUACUCAGUCGGACUGAGGGAGAUUAACCAUGGAACGAGUGACAGCGAGGUAUCUACAGAUAAUACUAUAUUGACAGAUCUCCCCCCCUACGCCUUCAAUCAUUCCCGCUCUUAUACCGCCGAAUCUCGCCUGAGCCGGAACUACCGCCUGCGAAGCCAUCCCCGACUCGACCUGCUCGGCGUGCCAGACGCGAUGCAGUGUCCGUGGGAGCCGCGCUGGCGGACGUACCUGCGUCUGGCCGAGCUGCCGUGGCUGCGCGACCAUCGCAUCCAGGGCAACACUGUCUUUCCGGCGGCGGGAUACAUCGUCAUGGCGGUAGAGGCGUGCAGACAGAUUCGACUGUUUCCAAUGGCUUCGCCAUUCUGUCUCGAGAAUGUAUCCAUCUCGAAUGCCCUCGUGCUGGAUGAAACCAAACCGACAGAAGUCUUGGUCACCCUCCAAUCUGACGGUCGGUUCCGCGUGUAUUCCUGUGUCGAUCGGUGGACGGAGCAUUGCCAGGGAUAUAUUCAUACAAAGACCACAUUAUCUAGUGUUGGAUCAAUCGGUUCAGUCGACUCACUCUCCAUCGAAGAUAACACGUUCUAUUCCCGCCUGAACGACUGCGGACUCGAAUACGGCCCCUCGUUCGCCAAUCUGUCGCAUAUCAGAUAUACAUCUACAACCUGCUCGGCGCAGUUGACCGUACCGGAUACCUCGUCGACUAUGCCACACGGGGUUGAAACGGCCUUUCUCAUUCACCCCGCGACGCUGGAUGGGCUGCUGCAUGCCGUCUUUCCUCCCCUGCUCGACGCCAUGACUGCCAACAAGGAAGCCUUGGUCCCGGUGUUUAUCGAAAAGAUAUGCAUUGGCAGUGCGUCAGCGACGGAUUCAAUGACUGUCUCUUCCAUUGUGCGGGAAGAACGAGACGUCGUCACGGCGGAUAUAACCACUGCCUCAGUUUCGAUCUCUGGCUUGCGCUGUGCCCGGUUGCCUGGCCAGAUCGUCGUCGAGAAAGAGGAAGAGUUCCCUCUGGCGUAUACCGUGCAGUGGAAGGCCGAUCCGGAUCUCCUGACGGCGUCUGAUCUCCAGGCCAUGUUUCGUGAUGAUGUGCACGCAGGCCUGGCCGCGUAUCUUGCCCUCCUCGUGCAUCAACAUCCAGACAUCUCUAUCUUGAGUCAUGUUGACGACGUGAAUCUCCCCGAACACGACGAUGAUACCCUUUCUCAAUACGACGUCGUGGUCAACGGUGAUCUCCGUCUCGUGAAGCCUGGGGGCCGGCUGGUCCUCGUCGACAGCCAGGUUGACAUUCCAUCGGGUAUGACUCUUAUAUAUCGUGACGCCCGUGUGGUGAUAGCUACACCUUUUCUCCCUAUUGACUCCCCCAUCAAUCCUCCCGUGGUGAUCGCUCUCGACGGUCCCUGCGACGACGUCUCCGUGAACCACCUUUGCGCCUUGCUUGAGUCUUCAUGCUCGGUGACCACCGCCGAUUUCCAAACGGCCGACCUGUCCGGCACAUUAGCCAUUGUGCUGAGCAUGUCUGCCUCGGCGCUAUCGCAGCCCACCGCCGCCUCCCUCGACGGCGUCAAGACAGCCAUGUUACGCUCCCGGGGCCUGCUUUGGGUGACGCAGGGGGGCGCAGGGGACCAUCCCUUUAACCCCAACGCCAGCCUCGUUGUCGGGUUUGCCCGCACGGCGCGCGCAGAGGCUGGCCGCAGCGCCAUCUUCACGCUAGAUCUGGCCGGGGGCUCGCCCGAGACGGCCGCCGAUCUGAUUGCGCGACUGUUCCAGCACCGGUUCGUGUAUAAUGACAGUAGUAGAUCUCGUGAAGACGAAUACUGCGAGCAGGACGGCACGUUGAUGAUCCCACGGGUGGUUUCUGACGCUGUCCUGCACGAGUCCAUCAAGGAACGCCAGAGGAGCCAUACUGUCCGUGACCAGCAGUUCCAACAGGCAGACGUCUUUGCCGCCAGACUGGACGGCCCGGAUCUCCUCUUCGCACAGUCUCUUCCCCCAUCCACCCUCCAGACAGAUCAGGUCUGUAUCGCCGUAAAAGCAGUCGGCUUGUUGCCCUCCGACCACCGCUUCGUCAGCGCAGAGAACCCACAUACUCCGCUCGGCAGACAGUGCAGCGGCAUCGUCUGCGCGGUGGGCGAGUCCGUCACGGCGUUCACACCCGGGGAUCGUGUUGCCUGUGUGGCGGCAACCGGAGCCCUUGUGUCUCGGUAUACAGACGAGGUGGCUGCUUUUCAGCGCAUUCCGGACGAAAUGUCCUUCGCUACGGCGGCUGCUCUGCCCGUCCCGGCGUGUGAAGCAUAUGCCCUUGUCCAUCGGCUCGGGGAGGUCCAGGCGGGAGAGACAGUGCUUGUUCGUGCCCGGGGGGACCAACUCACCGCGCAGUUGGUGGUUCAAUUAUGUCGAUACGGGGGGGCUUUUAUUGAGGAUGCUAACGGGGAAAACAAAGUUGAUGUCGUUAUUGAUAUGGAUGAUUCUAUUGACCAGUCUGUCGAUUCUUGCUCCCGCCACGUCAGUCGACAGGACGUCUUCCAACUGAGGAAUGAUAUCCUUCACACCAUCUGGAAGGAGGUUAUGCCUCUCUUCCACCAGGGGAUUCUUACUGCUCCAUCGCCAGAUCUUCAUCCCCUGUCUUCUCGUCUGGGAGAAGUCCUAGAUCAUCCAUCCGGGGUGGUGACCAUGAACCCUGAAGAUAUCAUCAAAGUCCGCUGCGAACAAACAUCCACCCCUCUCUUCUCCCCGUCCUCCUCCUACAUGCUCAUCGGCGGCCUGGGCGGCAUCGGUCGAGCGGUGGCUCUGUGGAUGGCCUCGAGGGGAGCUCGACGGCUCGUCCUCGUCAGUCGCAGCGGGGCAUCGACUGCUUCUGCGCAGGAGACGGUCUCUAUGCUGCUAGACAAGGGAGUGGAGGUUACCGUCUCCUGCUGUGAUGUCGCAGAUGAAGAACAGGUGAAAGCAUUGAUGCUUUCCAUUCCUGACUUGGCCGGCGUCAUCCAUGCCGCCAUGGUUCUACGGGAUACACACAUCCAACACAUGUCGCUGGAAGAUUACACCGCCGUGCUGGCUCCCAAACACUCUGCUGUCUGGAAUCUCCACCGGUACUUGCCAACCGAGCAGCCCCCCUUCCUCCUGCUUCUCUCUUCCAUCAGCGGCAUCAUAGGCAACGCUACCCAGGCCGCCUACGCCGCGGGGUCCUCGUUCCUGGACGCCUUUGCGGCCUACCGCUCUGCUCGCGGGCUGCCCACCAUCGCUCUUGAUCUCGGCGUCAUCUCCGACGCGGGCUAUCUCGCUCUCAACCGGGACUUGGCUGCGAGAAUGGCCCGACAGGGGUUCCAGGGCAUGUCUACCAGGACUCUCCUGGCGCUGCUGGAGAGUGUCAUCACCAAUCAAGAAAGAACAUAUCAAGUCGUGACUGGGCUGGGGAGAUGGAGAGAAGGCCGAUCCCUGUCCAAUUUCGACGCCCCGUUGUUCGCCCAUUUCCGCCACCAAUUUCUUCAUGACACCGAGGAAACAGAAGAUCCCACCGAAAGACAAGAACAGGAUCUUCAUCAGGCCAUCUCCACGGCAGACUCUCUCGACGACGCCGCGGCGAUCGUGUAUACCGCGCUGGCGACGCGGCUGGCCGCCAGUCUCGCCGUCGACAGGGAGAGCAUCGAGCCGGCGUCGCCUGUGAGUGCGUACGGAGUCGACUCGCACGCGGCCGUCGAGCUGCGGGCGUGGAUCAACAAGCGGACGCGGACGUCGGUUGCGCUGCUGGAUAUCCUGGCGGGGGCUUCCGUGGGGGACUUGGCCAUGCGGGUUGCAGUGCUGGUUAGGCAGGGUACCUCUUAA
This is a messenger RNA of Penicilliopsis zonata CBS 506.65, 6405 nucleotides long. RefSeq lists its product as hypothetical. Bases 1 to 6405 code for a protein of 2134 amino acids. The record is from RefSeq and is a predicted model, not a curated record. The transcript has 9 exons. NCBI's taxonomy places the organism in Eukaryota, Fungi, Ascomycota, Eurotiomycetes, Eurotiales, Aspergillaceae. Gene Ontology annotation, molecular function: oxidoreductase activity; fatty acid synthase activity; phosphopantetheine binding. Gene Ontology annotation, biological process: fatty acid biosynthetic process; secondary metabolite biosynthetic process.